Lethenteron reissneri (Far Eastern brook lamprey) is the source of this 1746-nucleotide messenger RNA. It is a transcript of the gene ADPRS, whose product is annotated as ADP-ribosylserine hydrolase. Gene Ontology annotation, cellular component: mitochondrion; nucleus. The record is from RefSeq and is a predicted model, not a curated record. Lineage: Eukaryota; Metazoa; Chordata; Hyperoartia; Petromyzontiformes; Petromyzontidae.
GGAAGGAACGCCUCCCCAUUGGCCGCCACGGCGACCACGUGGGCAGAGAAGACGCUGGGCUGUGUGGGGAGCAACGCGAAACGGCGACUCUGUGUCUCCCCAUGAGCGCCUCGCCCGCCGUCUCGGCCCUGGAGCGCCUCGCCCCGCGCUUCCAGGGCGCGCUGCUGGGCGCUCUGCUGGGGGACGUCGUGGGCUCUCGCUACGAGGGCCGCGGCUUCGUGAGCCCCGUGGCCCUCGCCAAAGACGCACGAAACUUCCACAUGCGACGCAAUGACGAUUUUCAAUACACGGAUGACACUGCCAUGCUGAGGUCCGUGGCACAGUCCCUCAUCGACAAUGGGCGGUUCGAUGCUCAAGACAUGUCUCAACGAUUUGCCAAAGAAUACCAGAAGGAGCCACUGCGUGGCUACGGGGCGGGUGUGGUGACUGUGUUUGAGAAGUUUCAGCAGCGCGCGUACGCUGGCGACGAUGUAUUUACGCCGGCGGCUGAGCAGUUUGAGGGGCGCGGUUCCUUCGGCAAUGGUGGCGCCAUGAGGGUGGCACCGGUGGCUCUCGCUUACCCUGCGACUGCUGAUGUUAAACACAUCGCCAGAUUGAGUGCACGCAUCACCCACGCCAACUCCCUGGGCUACAACGGCACCAUCUUGCAGGCCUUAGCUGUGCAUUUUGCGAUUGCGGAGGAUAACAUUUGUGCUUUGACGUUUGUUGACAAACUGAUACAAGAGAUGCUCGAGGUCGAGGAAUCCUCAAAUGACAAGGCAAGUGCAAAAAGUGCAACACCCUAUUGUAAUAGGUUGGAGAAGAUCAAGGAGUUCUUGAACCUGAAAGACGUGCCGAGAGAAGAUGUUGUGCAGCACCUCGGCAACGGCGUGCAAGCCUUGGAGUCGGUGCCCACUGCCGUGUACGCCUUCCUGCGCUGCCUGCAACCCGAGCCCGACAUUCCCGACGAGCUGGGUGGCGUGGCGCGCACGCUGCUCUACGCCAUCUCCCUGGGCGGCGAUACGGACACGGUGGCCAGCAUGGCUGGAGCCAUCGCAGGGGCCUAUCACGGUGAUGGUGGCUUGCCGGCCUCAUGGCUCCAGCUCAGUGAAGGUGUGCAGGAGGCCCGCACGCAGGCGCGGCAGCUGCUGGGGCAGUACCAGCGGAAUCUCCGCAGCAGUAGCUCGAGUGUGGAUCACAAGCCCUCUCAAGACUGCAACGCUGAGCAAAAGUGAAGAGAACCUACGACCACUUUGCUAGACGUGGAGUUGGAUGUUGAGAUUGUAUAUUGGGCGGCAGGGCGGUGCAGUGGUGACACCCGUGCCUCAUUAGCUAGAAGCUCCUGGGUUCAAUAACGUUUUUCUGUGUUGCGUAUGUAUUCAUAAUAGAGGUUUUUUGAGUAUGUAUGUUCUCCCCCUGUUCUACGUGGGUUUCCUCUGUUUUUUCCCAUAGCAUAAAAACACAUACUUUGUAACUGGUAUUGGCCAAAGAUCCCAGUUGUUGAAAAAUUAUUUGCAAAUUACUCGAUGGUGAUUACUCACGAUUGGCGACGUAAGGUUAGUAAGCAGUUCAGCGUACAUACUCACAAGAACGCAUUGCCACUACUGCGAACGCUUGGGAAGACCCUCCUGCCUUAGGAGUCUUGAGGCUCUACUGGGUGAACAAGCGUAAUAAUAUAAUUAAUCUUCUUGGUUCUUUCGGUAAAGUCACGUAGAAGGGAAAUAAUAAAAUAAUAAAAAUAAAACAUAAUAAAAUAAUUCUCACGAC